Messenger RNA from Sus scrofa (pig), 1744 nucleotides. NCBI's taxonomy places the organism in Eukaryota, Metazoa, Chordata, Mammalia, Artiodactyla, Suidae. The record is from RefSeq and is a predicted model, not a curated record.
CCCAAGCCGCAGAGGCUGUCGGGAGGGGGGCUGGGCGGAAAAGGAGCCUGCGGAGCCUUGGGAACCAGUCGCGCCGCAAGACAGAGACGAUUGGGCACCAGCGGUCGGACCCCCACCGCCUUCCUGCUCUAAAAUUUUGGGAAAAUGAAUUGGGUCGGGGGGUCCCGGACCAGGGUUCUGGUCAAGCAGGAAAGGAGAAAGCAGAAGGAAUAUUUUGAAAAGAAAAGGUUAAAAUCAAAAAUGAAAUUACUGGGAGUUUUAUCCCCUGUCAAAAAUUCUACUGUCAGUUUAGACCUCCUUAACCUGUAUAUGGUAAAUCAGAUAUCUUGCCAGAAGAAAAUGCCUGAAACUGUAAGAAAACCAACCCAUGUGAAUAUGAAUAGAGACAUAAAAAUGCCGCUAAGAAGGCAUGAUGUAGAACUUCCAAUGUCACCUCACUGUGUACCAUCUAAUCUCUGCAUUGAUGAUAUAGAAAACAAUGUAUGCCAUCAAAGACUAAGAAGCAAGGAAGAACUUAAAGAACAAUCAUCACAAGUCAAGUACUCAUAUGGAAUUUUUGAAUCACUGUUCAACAGAACAGAAAACUGCAGUUUCACUCCACCAUCUUUAUUAGCAGAAUUAUCUUCUAAUAGAAAUAUUAUAAAACAAAAUUUCAUUCCCAGAAUAGCACAGAAUCCUCAGAAAGUUGCAUAUGAAAAGAAGCAGAAUGAACAGCUAAAUAAUGUUAGUUAUUCUAAUUCCUUGGCUUCCAAAUUAAAUGAAAGUCAAGAUGCUCUAAGUCCAUCCUAUGAAAGAGCACAAUUUGGAACAUUAUUCGAAAGAUCUAACAGUCUAGGAAAUAAAACUUUUCUUACUAGGAGAGCUGCUGUAGUUAUGGAUGAAGAUUGUGGAAGUAUAGAUGAGAGAAGACAGUCAGACUUCAUUCCUGAAAAAAAAUCUUUACAACGUAUUUGGGGAGAAAAUAGAAAAGAAAUUUCAAAUGAAGAUGUAAAUCAGCAAAUCCCCAGCCUUCUAUCAGAGAAUUGUGACUCUUUUAUUAGUAAAAAUAUGAUCAAUUUAUUAAACAUAGAUCAACAAAAGAUAAAGAAAACCUUUGACAAGUGUGAUUAUGACACUAUGGAAGGUAUUUGUACAGUAAUUAGUUCCGAUAAAAACCAUUUCACUGAUAGAUGCAUUAGAAGUAUUUUUACAGAUCCAGAGUUGAAUUUUAGUAAUUCUACUUUUAAUAAAUCAAGUUAUCCAGAAAAUUGUCAGCCAAAUAAGAACUGUCAGAAUGAGUACAAUAAUGAAAGAAAUAAUUUUAGUACAUCUUUUGAGAAGGAUCAUUACCCAGCCAGCUCUGAUAAAAAAGGAAAAUUUGAAAGUGAUUACCAAGAUAAGACACCACAGAAGAAAAUACCUCAGAAGAAAUAUUCAGUGAACCAUACGAGAAACAUCCCUUUGGAAGAACUGCAUUCUAAGCAGUCAUGGGACUUUGGACUUGGUGAGAUCCUGAUGAAAGAAGGAGGAAUGUUUUCUUUAAAAGGCGGGGCAACAUCUGCUAAGAAAACCUAUCUUGAUUCUUCACAGAGUAGUCAAACUACCAGUUACUCUCCAAUGCCAACAGAUAGUUGUUUCAGUUCUAGUUCAGAGAUGGUAAGUUAAGCAUUUUCUUUUUUUGUGCUUAUUAAUAUAUACUGUACAGAGAGCAGUGUAAACCAAUUAUAAUAAAAAUAUAUGCUGUGCUAAUUUAGAAUUGUUAUUU